This is a messenger RNA of Aedes aegypti (yellow fever mosquito), 952 nucleotides long. RefSeq lists its product as uncharacterized. The transcript has 2 exons. Lineage: Eukaryota; Metazoa; Arthropoda; Insecta; Diptera; Culicidae. The record is from RefSeq and is a predicted model, not a curated record. Bases 226 to 666 code for a protein of 146 amino acids.
AUCUGUUCUUCUGUCAACUGAAAUCGGUUCUCGCAGUUUUGUUUUCUUGUGUCGUCUUGUUCCUUGAAAAAGUCAAAGUUAGACGCACAUCGCGAAUCAUUCCUUGAAACAGCAAGUUUUUCCUAUCAAUCGAUAUUAGGCCGUGAUUCACAAAUCCUCAAUGAAGAGCAGAUUAGUUUUGGUUUGAUUGAAGUCGGCUCGAAUUUGCCCCCACCCAGCUGCGGGAUGUCUGCCGUUGUUGACCCAAGGAAACGGUCCCGCGAGGAGGAUGUCAACGAAUUCAUGCCCCUGUCUAAGCGGAUCAACAAUCUACACCUGAACAACAAUAACGGAGGGGUUGGGUUCUCAACGGAGCAUCAUCACCCAGCUGUAGUGGGAAUGCAUAUGCCGAUCCUGGAGGGCCAUCAGGCAAACUUCGCCCAGUGCAGUUCCAGUAGCAGUAGUUCCGGCAGUACCUGCCACUCCAUACCGUCGGGAGGAAGCUCGCCGAGCAAUGGAGGAACUAGGCACAUGCCAUCCCACCAAUUACAGGAUACGUUGAUCGUCAAUGGGGAAACACUGGGCGAAUAUUGUCCGGAUCUGGCCGAACACGAGAAUCCGCACUACUUCAAUCGGAACAAAGUGCUGUACGAGCUGUAUGUUGAAAGGAUGCGACGAGUGCAUUGAUUCUCCUGAUUCUCUACUUCUGUAUAUUUUUCGAGAGGGUACUUUUUCGCUUUAAAUUCUCUUACUAUGCGAUGUGCGUUUAGGUUUUAGAAAGCAACAAAAUUAUGGGGGUUGAUCCCCCGCCCAAUUAGUUAUCUGUAGGUCUUGGUGAAUCAUGGCGACGAAAACGCUAUCGGAUCGGAUCGGAAGUUACUUCAGUCAUGCUUACUAUUUUUUGCCAACCAUUUAUUAUUAUUAUACUGACAAUAUUUAUUGUAACACUCUGAAUAAAACAACUUGAAUUACA